AUGAGCUUACAAAAUGAAGAUCAGAAUUCACAGGAUAAUGUUGGGGAAAAGUUGCACAAAGUGCAAAAGAAGCUGAAAAUCUUGUACACUAGAGAGUUCCUUUUGUCCUUGGGUGAUCUGGAUAUUUGCAAGAAGUUACCAAGCAGGUUCGAUGAAUCUAUACUACGUGAAUUCGAGGAUGCUUCGCAGAGCAUACAAGAUCGACCAAGAAAUUCAGGGAGCUUUCCGUUGCAGGGCUUCAGACGCAAUGAGUACGGCUCAUCACCACCUACUCGUAGCGAUUCUAAUAAUUACUCUCAAGGCACAUUUGGGAGGUGGGAAAGCCGUUCUUCUGGAUGGAGUGAUCGAGACAGUGAUUCACAAUCUGAUAAGGAUUCAGAUUCUGGAAGGCUAUACAGCCAUCAGUCUCGGAGAUCUUGGCAGACUCCUGAGCACGAUGGACUUCUUGGAAAUGGUUCAUUUCCAAGAAUCUCAGCUGCAAAGAUGCGAGCGAAUGAGAACUAUCAACUUGGCAAAAAGAAUGACCUAUAUCAACCUCCGCGCCCUUAUAAGGCCAUACCUCACACUCGGAGAGAGACCGAUUCCUAUAAUGAUGAAACAUUUGGUUCAACAGAGAACGCUAGUGAGGAUAGGGCAGAAGAAGAAAAGAGGAGAAGAGAUUCGUUUGAGUUGAUGAGAAAAGAACAACAGAAGUCUCUUCAGGAGAAACAAAAAAUGAGUCUGGAGAAGCAUACGGUUGACAAUGCCUCAGGCGUUUAUGAAUUUUUCGAGGGUAGCAAAGAGGAAAGGGGACUUCUGGGAGGGUAUAACGAAUUGGAUGUUUCGACUGCAUCUCCUGUUUUGAGUGAUGAAUCUGACAAAUCGUCUUUUUCUUCACACGCUUCUAGACCACCUGUUCCACCAGGCUUUACUAACAAUAUUCUGGAGAAGAGUACUGGUACGAAAUCUUUGGUUCCUCCCCAUUUAGCAGAGAUUGGGAAGCCUGUAGCAGGGGAAAGAUUUCUGUAUUUUAGAACCAACCUUGUCCAAAAUGGCAAUCUCGACGGUUUUCAGCAGCAGUUAUCGAAAGAAAUUAGCUUAGUUGAUGGGCAAACUGAAGAUAAGAGUAAGCUUGUAUCACUUCCAAACGAGGGGCGAACUGUAAAUUCUCACUCAAGUUUAGGUGUGCCUAACGAGGAAGUCAGCGUAGAAGAUCAGUGUGAUCCUACUAGUCAUGGAAUUUUUAACAAAUCGGAAAUUAUUGAACUCGAUGCCAAAGUAUUGGAGGACAAAGUUGUUGGCAAGUCCAAGGAAAACUAUUCAUCAGUUCUGGAAAAAAAAUUUGGCAUUGCAACGAUGAAUGAUGGUGGCUCUGUAGAUUCAGCUGAGUAUCACAUUGGAAAAGUUCAUGACACGUGGAGUGCAAAAUUAGCUCAGCCCUCGAAGUUUGCCCUAUGGUUUUUUGAAGAAGAAGCACAGCCAGCGAAUGGCAUCUCAGCUGGAAGGUCGAAUGAUUUACUCCCGUUAAUUGUCACUGGUGAAAAAGGAAGAUCACAAGUUCCUGCUGCAAAAGCUGAGCACUUUACGCGUGAAUGCUCCUAUGAGAGCUCCGAACUUACUAGUAAGCUUACAGCUGACAUGCCCUCUGCAACUAAUGGCAUCUCUGAAGAGGUGUUCAGCAGUAAUAAAAAUGAAGUAACUUCGACUGUCCUUACCUGCGAAGACCUUGAACAGUCAAUUUUGUCAGAAUACAGUCAAAAGAAUUCAAACAUAAUGCCGCAUGCGAGAGGCUGGAGUGCUUCCAGCACAAAUAUAGAACAGCCAAGAGAACAUGAUGAUCAUGCAUCUCAGGACCUGCUUUCAUUGUUGCAAAAGGGAUCAGACCCAAAUACAAUGACAAUGGGUCCCAGUGCUGACAUUGGCUUUACAAACAUAGGACUAGUUUCCGAUGAACAUGAUACUGGAACUGCAGUUGAUGAGCCUAAAACUGAAGAGUGCACUAACAAUAUACAUUAUUCUGGAAAGACGCUGACACUUGAAACGCUCUUUGGAACCGCUUUUAUGAAGGAGCUGCAAUCAGUUGAAGCACCUGUUUCUGUCCAAAGGGGCUCAAAUGGAUCUGCACAAAUUGAUGCCCUGGAGCCUCGUGGAUUAUCCGUUCCGGUCAUGGAUAAUGGUGUUUUUUCCUCAGCAAUUGAUGAAAUUGGACUUCAAAGAACAAGUCAUGAACAUAGUGUUUUGAGCUCACAUCACAGAGAGCAAACCAACCUGGCUACGGCUGGGAAUUGGCUAGGAUUUGAUGAUUCUCAAAUAAAUUCAUCAAAACUCCCAACUGAAGUAGUGGCCAAACAUGGUGGCUAUAAUGGGACAGUUGAAUUUCAGCUGCCUGAAGGGGAGAGCUUAAUUUCUGUUGAUUCUUUGACUCCCCAACUGUCGACAUUGAUGCCAACCGGAAAUUCAAGUAAAAACGAUUUCUUGUUUUCAAAAGAGCACGUUGACGUAGCAGAGAAUCUGGCAGCUAUAAGUGCUGUCAUCAAAGACAAAAGAACUAUAGUAGGUUCAGAAUGUAUGCCCUUUGAAUGUGGUCCUUAUGAACAGACAGAUCCUGAGAUUCCAUAUCGGAAUAUUCAGGUCCAACCAUCACCUCCCCAAUUUCAGCCCCUGCAUAUGAAUCAUGGGAGGCCAUUAUUCCAUCCAUUGGAUCCUCAUCCUGCUCACAUGAGUUUGCAGAAGAAGUUCAUGGGUCCAGAGAGUUUGUUCAAUCAUGAUACUCCAGCCAAUUCUCAGUUUCCUGCAAAUAUUAUUCGCCCUCCUUUUCAUAAUCCCAAUUCAGGGGUUGCAGCGUACGAUCUGCAUGCUCAUCGUUCUAUACUGCAUCCAAUGCAAAUGCCAGACAACCGUACCCAACUGUUAUCUGACUUUCCGAGGGGUGCUCCUGUGCCUUAUCCUGGCAAUCAAACAACCGGUUUUAUUCAGGACAGGAACCCAAUGCAUGGGUUUCCUUUUGGACCUCGCCAACCCAACAUUGGCAGCCUUGGGAUGUCAGUGCCAGCUCCUGAUAAUUCUUUUGGCAAUCCUCCUGAAGCAUUCCAGAGGCUAAUCGAAAUGGAACUCCAGGCAAACUCAAAGCAGAUCCACCCAUUUCAUCCUGCUCAUAACCAAGGAAUUUAUGGUCGCGAACUAGACAUUCGUUUCCGGAGGUGA
Fraxinus pennsylvanica is the source of this 3183-nucleotide messenger RNA. Lineage: Eukaryota; Viridiplantae; Streptophyta; Magnoliopsida; Lamiales; Oleaceae. The record is from the annotation of a GenBank genome assembly.